This is a messenger RNA of Clarias gariepinus (North African catfish), 349 nucleotides long. Lineage: Eukaryota; Metazoa; Chordata; Actinopteri; Siluriformes; Clariidae. The record is from the annotation of a RefSeq genome assembly.
AUGAAUUUAAUCAUAAUCACCAUACUAAUCUCAACAGCUUUAUCACUAAUUCUAGCCCUAGUCUCCUUCUGACUACCACAAAUGAAUCCGGACGCAGAAAAACUCUCCCCAUACGAAUGUGGCUUCGAUCCACUAGGAUCAGCACGACUCCCAUUUUCACUACGAUUCUUCCUAGUAGCCAUCCUAUUCCUACUAUUCGACUUAGAAAUUGCCCUAUUACUACCACUCCCAUGAGGAAACCAAUUACCAGAUCCAACCCUCACCCUCCUAUGAGCCGCAACAGUCUUAAUCCUUCUCACACUAGGACUAAUUUACGAAUGACUACAAGGAGGCCUAGAAUGAGCUGAAU